GCCUUGUAUCCCACAAUGCCGAGCGCAGACAUGGCGGCGGGGCCGAGCGUGGCUGCCUCCGCCUCCGUCUCCGGACACGACCAUGUCCCCGAUUAUGAGCUGAUAGAUGUAAACACAAAAGCCUUCAAUGUCGGCAGCUUCGGUGCGCUGUGGCGAGAGAAGCUGAAGAAGACGGACAUGGCGCUGGGUCGCGAAGGGGACGUGGUGCAGCAGCUGGUUGCCCAGCGUAGCCUGCCCACCAACAUGGUGGACGAGUUGCAGAUGGUGUGCAGUGUAGAUACAUUGGACUGCUCAAAGGAGACAACCAAUUCAGAUGUUAUUCCGCAAGAUACAGAUCUGGUCACGUUACAAAUCCGAAAGAAAGUAAUUGAAAAGAAAGAAGAGCGGUUGAUGUGUGACCGUACAUGUCGGCAACAUAUAUUUGAACAAGAACAUGAAAUGCAAACUGUGGGAAGGAAGCCCAGUAAUUCAGAAAAUUUUGUUCCAGCUGGAGAGGUUAUCCUAACUAUUAAUAUAUACUCCCCUGUUAUAUUUACCAAGCACAGAGAAAAUAAACCCUAUAAUACUAUGCUCGUUCUGGGUAGUCAGAAUCUAACAGAAGUAAGGGAUGCCAUUUCGUGUGUCAGUGAUCUCCAGAUAGGUGGGGAGUUCAGCAACACACCAGACCUAGCUCCAGAGCAUAUUAGCAAGGACUUGUACAAAUCAGCAUUUUUCUUCAUUGAAGGAACUUUCUAUAAUGACUUGAGAUAUUCUGAAUGCGGAGAUCUGAGCAGGACCAUUGUUGACUGGGCAGAGUCUCAUGACAGAGGCUAUGGCAAGUUUCAUACGGCUAAAAUGGAAAACUACACUUUCAAUGAUAUGUGCAUUAAAGUUGGCUAUCCAUACCUGUAUUGUCACCAAGGAGAUUGUGAACAUAUUGUCAUCAUCACAGAUGUCAGAAUUGUCCAUCGUGAUGAUUGUCUAGACAAGACAUUAUAUCCAUGUGUGAUCAAAAAACCCUGGUUGUGGACUCGGAAGUGUUCUGUUUGCAAGUUAUUUAUUGUCAGGUGGGUGACCAACAAUGAUAGUUUAGCUCCCGAGGACCCAUGCUGCUUCUGCGAUACUUGUUUCAGGAUGCUUCAUUAUGAUGCUGAUGGGAAUAAAUUGGGAGAAUUUCUUGCAUAUCCUUAUGUUGAUCCUGGGAUUUUUAAUUAAAAGUUGUCACAGUG
Leucoraja erinaceus (little skate) is the source of this 1208-nucleotide messenger RNA. It is a transcript of the gene snapc3, whose product is annotated as small nuclear RNA activating complex, polypeptide 3. Gene Ontology annotation, biological process: snRNA transcription by RNA polymerase III; snRNA transcription by RNA polymerase II. Gene Ontology annotation, molecular function: core promoter sequence-specific DNA binding; bent DNA binding; RNA polymerase III type 3 promoter sequence-specific DNA binding. Lineage: Eukaryota; Metazoa; Chordata; Chondrichthyes; Rajiformes; Rajidae. The transcript has 9 exons. Gene Ontology annotation, cellular component: snRNA-activating protein complex. The coding region runs from base 16 to 1194 and encodes 392 amino acids. The record is from RefSeq and is a predicted model, not a curated record.